Molecule: messenger RNA, 1077 nt
Organism: Tauraco erythrolophus (red-crested turaco)
Lineage: Eukaryota; Metazoa; Chordata; Aves; Musophagiformes; Musophagidae
Gene: GPR68
Product: G protein-coupled receptor 68
Biological process (GO): G protein-coupled receptor signaling pathway; cellular response to pH
Cellular component (GO): membrane
Molecular function (GO): G protein-coupled receptor activity
Source: RefSeq, a predicted model, not a curated record
AUGGUGAAUUUCACAGAGAAUGCAACUGAGAAGUGCAUUAUUAAUCAUGAUAUCCACCAGACAUUGUCCCCUGUGGUAUAUAUAUUUGUAUUUAUAGUCGGCUUGCCAGCUAACUGCCUGUCACUGUACUACGGGUAUUUACAGAUCAAGGCUAAAAAUGAAUUGGGUAUCUACCUUUGCAAUUUGACUGUAGCAGACCUGCUUUACAUAUUUUCUUUGCCUUUUUGGCUGCAGUAUGUUUUACAGCAUGAUAAUUGGACCUACAAUGAGGUCCUGUGCAAAAUUUGUGGCAUCCUCUUGUAUGAGAAUAUCUAUAUCAGUGUGGGCUUCCUCUGCUGCAUCUCCAUUGACCGCUAUCUCGCAGUAGUGCACCCUUUUCAGUUUCAACGGUUUCGGACAAUGAAGGCUGCUGUGGUUGUGAGUAUCAUUAUCUGGACCAAAGAAAUAUUGACAUGUUGCUUUGUCUUUACUCACGGGGAGAUCAGUAUGGAUGCCGAGAGCCACGUGGUGUGCUUCGAGCAUUACCCCAUCAAAGAAUGGGAACACAAUGUCAAUUACUACCGCUUCUCAGCUGGUUUCCUUUUCCCCUUCUUUCUGCUGGCCUUUUCUUACUGUGGGAUUUUACGAGUUGUCCACAAGAGUCACGGCACUCAAAAGAAGAAGAAAAUCCAAAUUAAACGACUCGUUUCAAGCACUGUUUUCAUUUUUUUAGUUUGCUUUGGACCGUACCAUGUCCUACUUGUGGUUCGCAGCUUGUUGGAGAACAACUGCAUGUUUGCUGAGAAAAUAUUUAAUAUUUACCAUGUUUCUCUCCUGUUGACUACUUUUAACUGUGUUGCUGAUCCAGUAUUGUACUGUUUUUCCAGUGAAAGCACUUACCAGAAUUUUGUCAAGAUGCGAGACUCUUGUUUAAGAUGUUUAGGGUGUCUGAGGACUGAGACAAAGGAAUCUUAUCCACUAAAUGCUCCAGAAACUCCCAACAGGCUACAGCAUGAGCAACAACCAGGGUUACUACAAAUAUCCCAUGACAGUACUGAAAUGAUGGACUCCUCCAGAACUAACAUAGGGAGCCUAUAG